Anoplopoma fimbria (sablefish) is the source of this 960-nucleotide messenger RNA. RefSeq lists its product as uncharacterized. The transcript is spliced from 2 exons. The record is from RefSeq and is a predicted model, not a curated record. Bases 1 to 960 code for a protein of 319 amino acids. NCBI's taxonomy places the organism in Eukaryota, Metazoa, Chordata, Actinopteri, Perciformes, Anoplopomatidae.
AUGGAAAACAAAAAUGAAACAAAUAUAUUUACUGAGAAAAUUGAUGAGGGUCAGGCGACAUCACAAGCUCACAGCCAGACUUCUGAAGUCACCGUGUACAAAAUCCACCAUCAGGAAGGCUUUGCAAUAGAUUGCUCACUGACCAUUGUUGACACUCCAGGUUUUGGAGAUACAAGAGGCAUAGCAAGAGACAAGGAGAUCACAGAACAGCUACGUAAUCUCUUCUCUGCCGAGCAUGGUGUCAGAGACAUUGACGCUGUGUGUUUCGUAGCUCAGGCUUCUUUAGCACGACUCACUCCAUCCCAGAAAUAUGUGUUUGAUUCAGUGCUCUCAAUCUUUGGCAAAGAUGUGGCAGAAAACAUCAGAAUUCUGGUGACAUUUGCAGACGGCCAGCAACCUCCAGUUCUAGAGGCAAUCAAAGCUUCAGGUGUCCCGUGUCCUGAAACAAAAGGUGGGCUGCCGGUUCACUUCAAAUUCAACAACUCAGCGUUGUUUGCAGACAACAAAUCACCUGCAGCAGACCAGAGUGGGGAUGAUGAAGAUGAAGGAGGCUUUGAUCAGAUGUUUUGGAACAUGGGGACAAAAAGCAUGAAGAGGUUCUUUGUUGCUUUGAAUGUCAUAGGGACCAAAAGCUUAACAAUGACAAAGGAGGUCCUCAGAGAGAGAAAGCAGCUCGAGAAUUCCAUUGAAAGUUUGCAGAAGCAGGUUAAACUUGGGUUAGCUAAACUUGAAGAGAUUAAAGAGACAGCUGAAAUACUUAAAACACAUGAGGCAGAGAUCAACAGAAAUAAGGACUUUGAGUUUGAAGUCACCACCAAAAAGCCUUUUCAAGAAGAUAUUUCUGGAACUGGAAUUUACAUCACCAAUUGCCAGACGUGUCAUUUCACCUGCCAUCGUAGUUGUGCCUAUGCAAAUGAUGAGGACAAAAAACGCUGUAUUGCAAUGGGAUCAGAUGGAUAG